This is a messenger RNA of Maudiozyma saulgeensis, 1032 nucleotides long. The record is from the annotation of a GenBank genome assembly. NCBI's taxonomy places the organism in Eukaryota, Fungi, Ascomycota, Saccharomycetes, Saccharomycetales, Saccharomycetaceae.
AUGAGUGUCUUCGUUACUGGUGCUACAGGUUACAUUGCCCAACACAUUGUGCAAGAGCUUCUAAAACAAAAUUAUAAGGUCAUCGGUUCAGCCAGAUCUCAAGUAAAAUGUGAUAAUUUAAUUAAGAAUUUUGGUUAUAAUAAGAAUUUUUCUAUGGUAGUUGUACCAGAUAUUUCUGAACUUAGUGCUUUCGAUGAAGUUUUUCAAAAAUAUGGCGAUGAGUUAAAAAUUGUAUUACACACUGCAUCGCCUUUCCACUUUGAUGUUAAGGACGUUAAGAAGGAAUUGUUAAUUCCUGCGUGUAAUGGUACUUUGGGUAUCCUUGAAUCUAUCAAAAAAUAUGCUCCUGAUAAAAUUGAACGUGUAGUAGUAACUUCGUCGUUUGGUGCAAUUAUUGAUUUCACUAAAUUGGAUGACAAAUCCUUUACUUUCGAUGAAACUUUGUGGAAUCCUGACACCUGGGAAUCCUGUCAAUCCAAUCCUGUAUCCGGUUACUGUGCUUCUAAGAAGUUUGCUGAACAAGCAGCUUGGGAUUUUUGGAAACAAAAUAAGGAUGUUGUCAAAUUUAAAUUAUCUACUGUCAAUCCUGUUCACGUUUUUGGACCACAAGUAUUUGAUUCGGAUAUUAAGGAAACAAUGAAUUGUUCUUGUGAAGUUAUUAAUUCAAUUUUGAAAGGAGGCCCAGAUAUCCCUGUUAACCCUAAUUCAAGAAAUCAAUUUAUUGAUGUACGUGAUAUCGCCCGAGCUCAUUUACUAGCUUUCCAGAGAGAAAACACAAUAGGUAAAAGAUUGGUACUAUCAUGUGGUGAUUUUAAUCAACAAGAUAUUAUCAAUGUUCUUAAUACUGAUUUUCCAUCACUUAGAGGGAAAGUUCCAGCAGGAAAUCCAGAAAACGGUAUCCUUGGAACCCACACUGGGGCAAUUGUCGAUUGUUCGAAGACUAAAGAAAUUCUGGGAUUUGAAUUUAUUGAUUUUAAAAAGACUGUUGAUGAUACUGUUGAACAAGUAUUAAGGGCCCACGGCGAAUUUUAA